AUUAAUGUUUUCAAACAAACUAAAGGUAAUAAUCGAAUUCUCACGUGCACGAUAUGGCGACUGCCAAACGAUAUGGCGAUGCGGGCAAGGCACUCGGCGCAACGGCGCAAGUCGGAGCUGUCCAUCUACCACUCUCAAUAACGCAUGACGUAUAACUGUGUUGAUAUCGUCAAGUUAUACUGUGAUACCAAAUUCAUACGUUCGAAAACAUACAUACGUGGAUGCAGAGUGCAACUGUGCACGCACCACGUAGACGCGCGUUAUUUUUUUUUUCCUAUCGCGAUCGUCGGGUGAACGUUUCUCUAAUGAUAUAAAAUUGAUGCGAAGUUUCGAUAAGACCGGCGCCGCAUGCAUGUAGCUUCGUUCUGAUAUGCAAUAAAAAUACAUUAAAAAAAGAGAAAAAAACGGAAAAGAUAACCUGUCUCCCGUCAAGGCAAACGCUACUAUAAAUAUCCUUUUUUUUGCUCGCUAUGAUAGAGCGCCGCUCUAAAUUAAUUCACGUGUCUACGGCUUUAGCUUUCCGUAUCAUCUCGACCUCUCCGGUCUCGGCACGAGGCUCGCGCUCCUCCCUCGCGCGCGGAGAGAGGUAAUCCUUCGACCGAUAACGUCUCCCGUUUUAUCAUUGGUUCGCGAACUCAUGUGACAAACAAUGAUAACGCGAAUUAUAUCCGUACGUUUUAUUCGAUAUUAUAUAGUCGCUGCAAAAUCGCAUCCAGAAAUAAUCGAGUACCAUUUAAAAAAGUAACGUUUGUUCUAAUAUACGGAGCUUCUAUUGCUCGCAAGAAAGCCGUGUGAGGCGAGAAGAGUAAAAAACCCAUACGAUAUGGCACCAAGGAUAGUCGUUGUCGGUUCGUGCAUGAUCGACUUUACCAGUUUCUCUCCACGGUUGCCCAAACCUGGCGAGACGGUAAUUGGGACUAGAUUUGAAAAGAGUUACGGUGGCAAAGGCGCUAAUCAGUGUGUAACAGCUGCCAAACUUGGUGCAUCGACAGCACUUAUUGGUUCAUUAGGUUUCGACACGUUUGCUCAAGAAUACUUACAGAUUUUAAGAAAGGAAAAUGUAGAUACAUCUCGUGUGAGGACACAAAGCGAUAAGCACAGCGGUGUCGCUCACAUUACCGUUGCUGAAAAUGGUGAGAACAGCAUCGUUAUCGUGUUAGGUGCGAACGAAUCGUUGACUCCGGAAUUCGUGGAUUCCACCGCCGACAUGAUCAGAGGGGCGAGCGUUUUAUUAUGCCAGUUCGAGGUACCGCUAGCAGCCACGCUGCGCGCGUUGAAGUUACAUCGGGGCCACGGUGGACUCUCGAUUGUCAACGGGGCGCCCGCGCUGGAGAAUCCCGACCCGGAAAUCCUCAGAUUAUGCGAUAUUUUCUGCGUCAACGAGACGGAGGCGGAAGUUAUGACGGGCGUGCAAUCUGUAAACCCGUCGAACGUGCAGCAAGUCGCGGACAAGCUUCUGGCUAAGGGAUGCAACGCGGUCAUCCUUACUCUCGGACCGCUCGGAGCUGCGUACGCGUCCAAGGUGGACAGAAACGUCACGCUGAUUCCCACAAUCGAGGUCCGGCCUGUGGACACUACGGGUGCCGGGGAUGCAUUUUUGGGCGCGCUCGCAUAUUUCAAGGCGUAUCAUCCGCAACUACCGAUGGACGAGUGCAUCAGGAGAGCUUGCACGGUCGCCACGCAGUCCGUGCUUAAAUUCGGCACGCAGGCGAGCUUUCCAACGAAAAACGAUCUGCCGGGAGAUUUAUUUGCAUAAACAAGAAGGCAGUUACCUCGUAGUAGAUUAUUUACGGAUCUGAUAUUUUAUCUCCUCCGUUAUAUGUACAUAUAAUCUGAAAUCUGUUUUGUGAAAUCUUUUUAGAUUGAAUAUUUGUAGAAUAAAAGUAAAUACCCAAAGUUUUAUGUACAAAA
Messenger RNA from Monomorium pharaonis (pharaoh ant), 1911 nucleotides. RefSeq names its product ribokinase. Gene Ontology annotation, molecular function: ribokinase activity. Gene Ontology annotation, biological process: D-ribose metabolic process. The coding region runs from base 824 to 1756 and encodes 310 amino acids. The record is from RefSeq and is a predicted model, not a curated record. The transcript is spliced from 7 exons. NCBI's taxonomy places the organism in Eukaryota, Metazoa, Arthropoda, Insecta, Hymenoptera, Formicidae.